AAAAAAAAAAGAAUAAAUUAAAACCUAACUAAGCCAAUAAAAAAGAUUUAACUGGAUUGUGUUGAAUGUACCACUCUACUACUACUACUACCACUACACAGAGAAUGACAGAUAAUGACACACGUAGGGGACAAUGGAUUCAUUUGAUAUAUCAAGCGACUCUGAGGAAGGCCUGUUGGACGAGAUUGUGGUUACGGGCAAUAACCACAGUUGUUAUAAGCAUCCCUUUAAUCUACAUCAUCACAACCAUCGCCACCAACAGCAGCAGCACCAUCACCACCCACAACAGCACCAGCAUCAUCAGCAUGAGCAUCAGCAUUCCCAAUACGAUCCACUCACUUUCCCACCACAUUUUUGUGAACAUAACCUAAACUCGGAUGACAAUAGCAGCUCAAUCAAUGAAACAUCCUCCGCCUCCACCACCACUGCCACCGGGGCAUGUAUCAAUGAAGAACCAGCACAAUGUAACCCUAGUGCAGACGGAAGUAGUUCAAGUGAGGCCUCCACAGCAACCACAUCUCGUGGUGGAAGCGGCGGUGGUACCGUUGGUGGUGGUGGUGGUGGUAUAGGGGCAGGAGACAAUUGUUAUGAUGAUGCAGUCGAGCUAUCGACAUCAGGUCAAGUAACUCUUGGCACUGCCACUACCUCAUUCAAUCAUCAGCUUACCGCUGACAUGUGCAGCUAUAAGAAUUCAAAAAGUCGUCGCUUAGAGUACUCGUUAAAGUGCUUAAAAUACGGUCGCAGCAAUCCUUCGCAAGAUUCAGCCUUUGGGUCACUGACCGAUGGUGACUUAUCCAUCGGUUCGUCAAGUUUUCGUUUGAGCAGUUUCCAAUCCAUUACAUCACCAAUUGAUGAAGGGGUUGAGGAUAUCAUUAUAGCCACCACAACAGCUGGAAGUGAAACUUGCCUGGAACUAGCAACGGUCUCGACAAAUGGACAAUCUAACGAUUCGGCUAUUUCGACACCUUGUCGAGAAGGUUCACCGAAUUUCCUUGCCAUCGAUGAGAAUUCCUUUACUACCACUUCGGGAAGUAACAAUCAUAAUCGUCCACAACAAUUUCCUGUCACUCUCUCGCCUAAAAUUCAAAUUACCACCUCAGCGUCCACGUCCAAUCUUCAAUUUGACCCGCCGAAAAUUCUGGUCAAUGACCAGAAUUCUAUAUACACCACCUCCCCGUCGAAACGCUCCGGCACCAUUGAGGUUUUCUCACAAAAAUACAGGGUAUGCUCCUUUGAGGAUAUGUCACCGAAUCGCAAACAGUCAAAACAUCAUUUGAAAAAUGCCAAUCGUUUGGCUUUUCGGUCGUUGGAAGAGGAGCAGCGCAUCGAUAGCGCUUUCAUUCCGAUACAAAAUCGUACAAAUUCCGAAAACAGGGUAAACAUUAACAACAGUGAGAAAUAUAAGAAACUUACGCAUUCAUCGUUUAGUCGAAUUAGUAAAACCACUAGCAGUGUGACGGUAGCCGUUGAACCACCGCCAAAUCAAACAAAUGCUGGUUCCCAGCAAAGGGACAGUAGACACACGCUCUGGCGGGAUAGUAAGUUCUAUCGGAAGAAUCGCAUAGCAAAGUCUAAUGAUUCACUAUUGGAAUCGCCUAAUCAUUCUCCGUCGCCAUGCCGCCUUUCCCCAUCUUCACUAAGAGACAAUCACUACGAAGCUUCUUCGCCUCUUUCGUCGUCUUCGUCAUCAUCGUUUACCCGUCAUGGGCUAAAUCGGGGUAGUUCGGUGAAUGAAAUCUCCAACAAUUGUAGUGGGGGAUCGUCAUCACACCGACGAUAUUGUAGCUCGAAAAGUGAAGACCUGGGUGAUCUGGGUAUGCCUACAACUAUCGACAGUCGUAAGUCACACUCCGAACGUCAUCUUUUCGGACUGUCAAAACUUCGGCAAACCGCAAUUACUAAUACAGUUGGUAAUGGAGGCAAUGGUAUUGGCGGAGAAUGUUUCUCUGAAGACGAAACUUUUAACCAUCAAGAUGACAAUAAAUCUUUGAAAAGCCUGAGUACAUGUUCCAUAAAUCGUGUCACAUUAACAACAACAACAACGACAACAAGGACCAAAAAGAAGACCACCUCAAUGGCUGUUCUACCUUCAGGGCCAACAAUAACGUGUAAUGUUAGAAAUUCGGUCUUUAAGAGUUUAGAUCAUGCACUCAACUACAUCGAUUCGAAUGGAGAUGAUGAUGAUGUUUCGAGCUCUACCGAAGAAUCACCGAGACGUCAUUAUAGUGACAUUGCAAGGAUAUUUGGGUCGACGACUACGAGGGCUUCAGAUGAUCCGCAUAGUAGUAGUUGUAGUGAGGAGAAGACUCCGCUGCUGGACAGCGUUGAAAUGUCACCGAUAAGUCCAACCGAGCCGGAUCUCAAUAUGUGAUAUACGCAAUUUAGUUAAAAUGGUCAUUUUUUUUCAAUUUUUAAGGGCAAGUAAUUUUAUGGUUUCGUUAAAAAUAUUUUAUGAUUUUGAUGAAUAUUUUUUCUUCUUUUUGUACUUAAAUAUUAAUCAUAUUUAUAAUUAAGAAAUAAUAAUUGUAGUAAGAAAAUAUACCGUUACGUAAGAGAGGAAGUUAGAAAUUUCAAAUGGUUAAGUAUGGAGUAGGUUGAGAAGAAUUUGAGAUGUUAAGAAAUAACAUGUACAA
Molecule: messenger RNA, 2633 nt
Organism: Episyrphus balteatus (marmalade hoverfly)
Lineage: Eukaryota; Metazoa; Arthropoda; Insecta; Diptera; Syrphidae
Exons: 2
Coding region: 134-2371 (745 amino acids)
Source: RefSeq, a predicted model, not a curated record